Molecule: messenger RNA, 738 nt
Organism: Arctia plantaginis
Lineage: Eukaryota; Metazoa; Arthropoda; Insecta; Lepidoptera; Erebidae
Source: the annotation of a GenBank genome assembly
AUGGAACUUAUCAUUUUGGCUUGUGCAUUUGCUGCGUAUCCGCUGGUUAUCUCUGGCGCUCCUACUUACACGGAGUCAGAAGAGACGCAACUCGCAAAGCAGUAUUCCGAAGACUAUCAAUAUUUGAGAGAGCCACGAUCAAAAAUUCCUCUGCAGUAUGUGACUCCUUGUGCCGCGGCAGCUGCGGCAGCAGCUGCACUUCAUCGCCCUUCCUACGUCUCACCCUACAAUUACAACAUGAAUAGGUUUCAACCAUCCCAAUACGGAUAUGGAGUCCCACAUUACAGGUCGGUGGAGGAACAAAUGGCAGAGCCUGAAAUGUUAUUAUUCUCUGAUACAGACCAAAUUCAACACGAUCAAGCUAUGAUGAUGGAUCACAACCCCAUGGCCAGGUUUGGUGCAGCUCUUCCACCUAUAUCACCUGUCAGUUCCGGAUAUGCACUAAACGGCCCGGCGCUCACGUCAGUAUCUGGUCCCGCUUAUGGUAUAUUCCCAAACGCCAACGUUGGAGGAUGUGACGUUCCCUUACUGUUUAGUUGCUCACCAUCGAUAUCUUCGGGACGUAUUGUUGAAUCACGAGGCCACAUUUCACCAGUGACAGGAAAUUCCUACAGAUUGGCAGAAGAACAACGUCACCUCGAGCAAUCUAUUCAGGAACCAUUAGAGUCACAAGAGAAGAUGGAAAAGCAGACGAAUCCUGUUCAUAAGACUAGCCACUUACAACAAACUCGCGCCUAG